Messenger RNA from Erinaceus europaeus (western European hedgehog), 3011 nucleotides. It is a transcript of the gene FOXD2, whose product is annotated as forkhead box D2. The coding region runs from base 392 to 1858 and encodes 488 amino acids. Gene Ontology annotation, molecular function: RNA polymerase II cis-regulatory region sequence-specific DNA binding; DNA-binding transcription factor activity, RNA polymerase II-specific. Gene Ontology annotation, biological process: anatomical structure morphogenesis; cell differentiation; regulation of transcription by RNA polymerase II. The transcript has a single exon. Lineage: Eukaryota; Metazoa; Chordata; Mammalia; Eulipotyphla; Erinaceidae. The record is from RefSeq and is a predicted model, not a curated record.
CCCGACCUCACGCUCUUCCGCCUUAGGCGGCCGCUAGGCGGGAGGGACAACCCCUCCGAGCCCCCCCACCGCCCGGUCCGGAGGCCUGGGGACCGAGACCCGCUAGGGCUGGGGGAAGUCUCCGCUUCUUCCGCCCGCACCCCGGGCGCCGGUCCCGGCUCCGGCUUCCCGGGGCUGCUGAGUGCCUCCAGUUGGGUGCUCACCCAGAGGUGAGAGCGACUGGGUCGGGCCGCCAGGGGGCGCUGCGGAGCCGGGGGACACCCCUCCCUGCCGGCCUCAGCCCCCCGCCCCCUCCCUGCCCGCGCGCAAAACACACUCGCCCCAGAGGCUGCACGGCUGAGCCCUAGCCGCGGCCGGAGCGGAGCCGGAGCACGGCGGCGGUGGCGGCACCAUGACCCUGGGCAGCUGCUGCUGCGAGAUCAUGUCCGCCGAGAGCUCCCCGGCCGCGCUGUCCGAGACCGACGCAGACAUAGACGUGGUGGGCGGCGGCGGCGGCGGCGGGGGGGAGCUCCCUGCCCGCUCCGGGCCCCGCGCCCCCCGGGACCUGCUCCCCCACGGCCCCGAGCCUCCCCGGGAGGAAGCCGAGGCGGACGCGGCCGAGGACGAAGAGUCAGGCGGCUGCUCGGACGGCGAGCCCCGCGCCCUAGCGCCCCGGGGGGUGGCGGCCGCAGCGGGGAGCCCGGGGCCGGGGGCGGCGGCCCGCGGGGCUGCGGGGCCCGGGUCGGGGCCGCCGUCGGGGGGCGCGGCGACGCGGAGCCCGCUGGUGAAGCCGCCCUACUCGUACAUCGCGCUCAUCACCAUGGCCAUCCUGCAGAGCCCCAAGAAGCGCCUGACGCUGAGCGAGAUCUGCGAGUUCAUCAGCGGCCGCUUCCCCUACUACCGGGAGAAGUUCCCCGCCUGGCAGAACAGCAUCCGCCACAACCUCUCGCUUAACGACUGCUUCGUCAAAAUCCCCCGCGAGCCGGGCAACCCGGGCAAAGGCAACUACUGGACGCUCGACCCGGAGUCGGCCGACAUGUUCGACAACGGCAGCUUUCUGCGGCGCCGCAAGCGCUUCAAGCGGCAGCCGCUGCCGCCGCCGCACCCGCACCCGCACCCGGAGCUGCUGCUGCGCGGCGGGGCGGCGGCAGCCGGGGACCCCGGCGCCUUCCUGCCCGGCUUCGCCGCCUACGGCGCCUACGGCUAUGGCUACGGGCUAGCGCUCCCGGCCUACGGCGCGCCCCCGCCGGGCCCGGCCCCGCACCCGCAUCCGCACCCUCACGCCUUCGCCUUCGCCGCGGCCGCGCCCUGCCAGCUGUCGAUGCCCCCGGGCCGAGCUGCUGCGCCCCCGCCCGGACCUCCGACGGCCUCGGUGUUCGCGGGGGCGGCCUCCGCCCCGGCUUCUGCGCCUGCCCCCGGCACAGGGUCGGGCCCAGGCCCGGCAGGCCUACCCGCCUUCCUGGGCGCCGAGCUGGGCUGUGCCAAAGCCUUCUACCCCGCUUCUCUGAGCCCUCCCGCAGCCGGCACCGCGGCCGGUCUGUCCUCCGCACUCCUGCGCCAGGGCCUCAAGACGGACGCGGGCGGCGGUGCGGGCGGCGGGGGCUCGGGGCCCGGGCAGCGGCCUUCCUUCUCUAUAGACCACAUCAUGGGCCACGGCGGCGGCGGGGCAGCACCCCCGGGCGCGGGCGAGGGCUCCCCGGGAUCGCCCUUCGCGGCUGCGGGCCCUGGAGGUCAGGCCCAGGUCUUGGCCAUGCUGACUGCCCCGGCUCUGGCCCCCGUGGCCAGCCACAUCCGCCUCUCGCACCCGGGGGACGCACUGCUGUCCUCGGGCCCCUCAUUUGCCGGCAAAGUCGCCAGUCUCAGUGGUUGCCACUUCUAAUCGCAUCGGGCUGGGAGCCAGCGAGGCCCCUCAGCGUCUCCCGGGAGCUCCCGCCGCCCCAGCGGAACUCAGGGAGUCUAUUUAUCCAGAGUCUCCAGCCCGCGGGCCGGCGUGGGACUGGGUACCGCAGGCGCCACGCUCAGAACCUCCCCGACGGAGUUGGGACGAAGCGGGCUCCCGCGCUCAGGGACAGGCCCGGGUCGACGCGACCAGCUGCAAGCUGGCAGCCCGGACCAGUUUGAGCAGUCAAAGGGGAGAGGGGAGUGUGCCUGCUUCCCAGCCCCUGUGCUUCUGAGCAGCCCGCGAGUGAAGAAAAGCCUGCCCACCCAAGAGAGAUGCCUACCCAGCUCCAGAGGAUCCAACCCCAAACGGGUUGCACCAAGAGGGCUCCCUCCUGGCCUCUCUCUAAUUCCUCCCCCAACCUUGAGGCUCCUGCGUAUUCACUAUUAUAAUUUAAAGACACCUAUUAUCUAUCCGCCUUGUGCUUAAAAAGGAAAAUUCAACUCUGUGCCCCUUGUCCUUCUCCAAGGAGUCCUUCUCUUGAUAGCCUAAAGCCGUGUCAACAGCAGGCUGAAAAGAGUCUCCACAAUCCCUAACAACUCCCCCUUCCACCCACCCCCACCCCCAGUUACCACUCCACUGAGGAAAAUUCUUCCUUUAAAACAUUUUUUUAUGGUUGUUGGUUUGAUGGUGAUGCUGCUGGGUGCUUUUGAAGGAACUCCCCGCCCCCUUACUUAUGGCCGGCUGGGUCCAGCCACUCAGGGCCAGUGGACUGUCCCUAUCAGUCCUCUUAGUCCUAAGCCCUGGGGUAUUUAUUGUAGUGAAAGGCAAUGAGGUUGGGGUGGGAGAGGAGGGUCUGGGUCUGGAGAAGUGCUGGUGGGUGGGUCAGGGCACAUCCUGUGGCAGGAGUCCUGUAAUUACGUGUAAAUAUCUGUACAGCGGGCUGCUAUCUGAGUUCUCUGUCCACUGGGUGUGCGUCGAUUUAGACUUCACUUUGGGGAGACCAUGAAAUUGUCUGAUGGUUUGUGUGGAAGAAAAGACAAAUCUGUCCCCCACCCCCACCCCGCAUUCCCAGUCCCCAAUGGUGUCAAUCGAAUAAAUGUAUGUGAAUUCCAGCAGUAAUAAAUGUGUGUGAGCUCUGUCGGCUCGCCUG